This is a messenger RNA of Cooperia oncophora, 558 nucleotides long. NCBI's taxonomy places the organism in Eukaryota, Metazoa, Nematoda, Chromadorea, Rhabditida, Trichostrongylidae. The record is from the annotation of a GenBank genome assembly.
AUGGGAGACAAUGGAAGAUACUACGUUCCGAAAGAGCUGCUGCCCGUCUACAGAGAUAUCAUUGUUCCACUGGCCAAUGUGCUGACGCCGAACGCUUUUGAGCUAGGAGAAUUGGUUGGGUUCGAAAUUUUCACUGAAGAGGAUUGUAUUCGGGGUAUGGACAUUAUCCAUGAUCUUGGGGUUAGUAACGUCGUUGUGACAAGUGGAGUAUCAGAGACCGAAACUGCUGAUACACUCACAUGCUAUGCCAGCACCAGAGAUGCCACCGGGAACGUGCGUCGGUUCCGAUUCCGUUUCCCACGCUUACGAGGGCAAUUCGUUGGAACUGGUGACGUGUUCACAUCACUCUUGACUGUAUGGUUAUCAAAUUGCGAGAAUGACGUUUGUGAUGCUGUCGGACACGUGCUGGGAUCUAUGCAAGGCCUAAUAAGGAGAACUAGUAACUAUGCACAAGCCCAAGUUGAUUCAAACUCAAGGAAAACCUGUGAGUUGCGACUGGUCGAAUCGCGCAUGGACCUGUUGGUACCGGAAUGCGUUUUUCCCGGUGAACCUUUAUGA